Cucurbita maxima (winter squash) is the source of this 519-nucleotide messenger RNA. Its product is annotated as photosystem I reaction center subunit psaK, chloroplastic-like. The transcript is spliced from 3 exons. Lineage: Eukaryota; Viridiplantae; Streptophyta; Magnoliopsida; Cucurbitales; Cucurbitaceae. Bases 76 to 468 code for a protein of 130 amino acids. The record is from RefSeq and is a predicted model, not a curated record. Gene Ontology annotation, cellular component: membrane; photosystem I. Gene Ontology annotation, biological process: photosynthesis.
UAUAUGCUUUUAACAAACCAACAAACACACAAGAAAUAAAUUAAAAAUAAAUUCAGUGGUUAUAGCAGCAAGAAAAUGGCAGCUACAAUGAUGACUUCGAUCCCUCAGUUUUGUGGGCUGAGGCCAGCUGUUCCAGUGGGGGCUCCGGUUCGCAGCCUGGUGGCGGUGCAGCCCUUGAAGCGGAGCGGCGGCGGCGCUCUCAGUGCCCGCUGCGAUUUCAUUGGCUCACCCACUAAUUUGAUAAUGGUGACGUCGACAAGCCUGAUGCUAUUCGCUGGACGGUUCGGAUUGGCUCCGUCGGCGAACAGGAAAUCAACGGCGGGGCUGAAGCUGGAGGUGAGGGACUCCGGGUUACAGACGGGUGACCCAGCGGGUUUCACCCUCGCUGAUACUUUGGCGUGCGGCGUCGUCGGCCACAUCAUUGGCGUCGGUGUCGUUCUUGGCCUUAAGGGCAUUGGUUCUCUCUAAAAGUUAUCUGUUUUCUUUGUUUGAAUUAAAAAUAACUUUUAAAAAAAUCUG